Molecule: messenger RNA, 291 nt
Organism: Laetiporus sulphureus 93-53
Lineage: Eukaryota; Fungi; Basidiomycota; Agaricomycetes; Polyporales; Laetiporaceae
Product: ribosomal protein S25
Exons: 1
Cellular component (GO): cytosolic small ribosomal subunit
Molecular function (GO): structural constituent of ribosome
Source: RefSeq, a predicted model, not a curated record
CAGGCUAAAGCUAAGGGAGCUCCCACGUCGUCCAGCGGCGGCAAAGCCGCGAAGAAGAAGAAGUGGUCCAAGGGAAAGGUCAAGGACAAGGCGCAGCAUGCCGUCAUCCUUGACAAGCCCACUUUCGACCGCAUCAUGAAGGAGGUCCCCACCUUCCGAUUCAUUAGCCAAAGCAUCCUCAUCGAGCGGCUAAAAAUCAAUGGGAGCUUGGCGCGGGUAGCCAUCGCGCAUCUCGAGAAGGAGGGCCUGAUCAAGCGGAUUGUGCACCACAGCGGCCAGUUGAUCUACAGU